Molecule: messenger RNA, 2028 nt
Organism: Gymnodraco acuticeps
Lineage: Eukaryota; Metazoa; Chordata; Actinopteri; Perciformes; Bathydraconidae
Gene: slc3a1
Product: solute carrier family 3 member 1
Exons: 10
Coding region: 1-2028 (675 amino acids)
Biological process (GO): amino acid transport; carbohydrate metabolic process
Source: RefSeq, a predicted model, not a curated record
AUGACUCUAAGAAAAGCCAGCGGUGGCAGCAUGGAGCUGGAUGAGUGCACCAUUAACCCGGGGUACCAGGAUGCAGAAGACGGGGGGUCCUCGGCGGACCCCGGGGAGAGGAACCAGGACCUGGCGGAGGAGUACACGCAGAUCAAGCCGUACGCCGGUAUGCCGAAGGAGGUGCUGCUGCUGUACUCCUCCCAGGCCCGGUAUCGCGUGCCCCGGGAGAUCCUCUUCUGGCUGAUUGUGGCCUGCACCCUGGCUCUGGUGGCUCUCACCGUCACGGUCAUCGCGCUGUCCCCGCGAUGCCUCAGCUGGUGGCAGGCCUCCCCGGUGUACCAGGUGUACCCCUGCUCCUUCAGGGACUCCGACGGGGAUGGGGUGGGAGACCUGAAAGGAAUUCAGGAGCAGCUGCAUCACUUUGAGUACCUGAACAUCAAGUCAGUGUGGAUCAGUCCUUUCUACCGCUCUCCCAUGAAGGACUUCGGCUACGAUGUGGAAGAUUUCCGGGCCAUCGACCCUCUCUUUGGGACCAUGCUCGACUUUGAAGAGCUCCUGGCUGAAAUGCACAACAAAGGUCUGAAGCUGAUCAUGGAUUUCAUUCCCAAUCACACCAGUGACCGACACCGCUGGUUCAACUUGAGCCGGACUGGAGAUCCUCACUACAAGGAUUACUACGUCUGGACCGACUGCAAUGCAACUGCUCCAAAGCCCAAUAACUGGGUGAGUAUUUUUGGGAACUCGUCAUGGACUUAUGAUGACUUGAGAGGACAAUGCUACCUGCACCAGUUCCUUAAAGAACAACCAGAUCUGAACUUCAGAAACCCACAUGUCCGCCAAGAGAUCAUCGAUAUUAUCCAUUUCUGGCUGGGGAAGGGAGUGGACGGGUUCCGGAUGGACGCUGUGAAACACAUCCUGGAGGCCGAACACUUGAGGAAUGAACCACAGGUGGACCCCAAACAACCUCCUGAGGAUGUGACCACAGAGUGGGACCUCUACCACGACUACACCACCAGUCAGCUGGGCCUGCAUGACAUGCUGAGGGAGUGGAGGGCGGAGAUGGACAUCUACAGCCGGGAGCCAGGCAGAUACAGGUUCAUGGUGACAGAGUCGUAUGAUUACCACGAGGUGGAGAAGACCAUGAUGUACUAUGGCACCCCGCAGGUGAAAGAAAGUGACUUCCCCUUUAACUUCUACUUGCUGGACCUUCCUCAGAACCCAAGCGGCAUGUGGGUUAAACAUCUGGUCCACUUGUGGAUGGGCAACAUGCCCAAGGGACAAUGGCCAAACUGGGUGGUCGGGAACCAUGAUAGGUCUCGAAUUGCCUCCAGUGCUGGUCAGAUCUACGUUCGUGUCAUCAACAUGCUGCUGCUGACCCUCCCGGGCACCCCCACCACCUACUACGGAGAGGAGAUCGGCAUGGAGAACAUACAUGUCACAGACAGUCAGAUACUGGACCCUGCCGGAAAAUACAACUCCAGUGCCAGUCGGGACCCCCAGCGCUCCCCUAUGCAGUGGAGUGAUGACAUAAACGCAGGCUUUAACACCAAAAGCAACAUCACCUGGUUGCCUGUUCAUCCUGACUACAGUAGCGUCAAUGUGGAGGUCCAGAAGAAAGAGCCAGGUUCUGUCCUGGCUCAGUACCGUUUCCUGAGCACCCUGCGUCAGUCGGAGCUGCCCCUGCACCGCGGCUGGUUCUGCUACGUCCACGCCGACGCUAACGUCUUCUCUUACCUCAGAGAGCUAGAAGGGCUGGGCCGAGCUUUCCUCAUGGUGCUAAACUUUGGUAAAGAAUCUGCCAUCACAGACCUCUCCUCGAUCAGGGAGCUACCGGACCAGCUGAAGGUGCUGAUGAGCACAAAACAAGUCAACAGCGGCAAGGUGUUACAAAAGUCUCACAUCCCCACAGAGGUAGGAGAGGGUUUGCUUAUCCAGUACUCCACCCACACCCGGUUUAACCCCACCCACCCUGACCAGUGCUACGUCUCCGAGAAGGCCUGCUAUUUAAGUGCCGUGGACAUACUUUAUAAAUGCUAA